AUGCGAGAUGGAUUGUGGCUCUGGCUGUCUCUAGCGACUGGCUACUUGGUUUCUCCCCUAGGCACGGCUUACCCUGAGACUACCUCCGACUAUAGUGACUGGGUUGAGUAUACAUCCGGCCUAACAUAUGCAGGUGUUGAAGAGAUCUACUCUAUCAUUGCUACUGAAUUUAAAGAUUGGGUACGUUCCUGCUCUUUAUCAUCUGGGGUUUGUUAUUGCGCGCAAAUCAGUUUUGUUAGCACAGCUCAUAGUUCGACUACUCCCACUUCACAGGUAGCAGCGAUGGGAUUAUGGCAUCACCACUCCCACUCCACUCCUAUCCAGUCAGGGGUGGCCACUAACUGUGCCAGGUUUUACCAGAUUAAUAUCGUUGGAUAUACACCUACCAGCUGCGUCCCAACCAUCAAUAGUACAACUACAGCCGGCAAUGGAAUCCCCACUCCGACACCGAUCCAGAGCGGUAUGGUCACCGAUUGUGACCAAUUCCAUUUUGUUAUCUCCAGGAAUACCUGUGCCGGUAUCGCAUCUUCUACAGUAAUUCCCGUCUCGGAUUUUUACACCUGGAAUCCUACCGUUAGUAGCAACUGCUCCAGCUUGUGGUUGGGAUACUAUGUCUGCAUUGACAUAAUCGGCUAUACUCCCAGCACAACCGCCGCCACCACAUUCAUAACGACUACGACGACAAGGAGAAUGAUAUUUCGACCCCAACCCCAACGCAGAAAGACAUGGUAA
Messenger RNA from Talaromyces proteolyticus, 732 nucleotides. RefSeq lists its product as uncharacterized. Lineage: Eukaryota; Fungi; Ascomycota; Eurotiomycetes; Eurotiales; Trichocomaceae. The record is from RefSeq and is a predicted model, not a curated record. The transcript is spliced from 4 exons. Bases 1 to 732 code for a protein of 243 amino acids.